AUGAAUAACAUCCGCCAAAUCCAGGCGCUCAACAAGCGGGAAUUAGAGAAUGCCAUACCCCCUGAAGCUUCGUGGCACGCAGAUUACCGCGAUACAGCCUACGUAUAUAUCGGCGGUCUUCCGUACGAUCUCUCCGAGGGUGAUAUUAUAACCAUUUUUUCACAGUAUGGAGAACCAGUGUACGUGAAUUUGGUGCGCGACAAAGAAACCGGAAAGAGUCGCGGAUUCGCCUUCCUCAAGUAUGAAGAUCAACGCAGUACGGAUCUUGCGGUUGAUAAUCUGGGCGGGGCGACAGUGCUCGGGAGGAUAUUGCGUGUCGAUCAUGUGAGAUACAAGAAACGUGACGACGACGAGGAGGACACCAAUAAUGUGGCCAAGUCAAUGGGGGAAGCAGUUGGCAAGGAGGCUGAUCGGGAUACGGAUGAUGAGGGACAGAGACGGAAGAAGAGGAGGACGAGUGAAGAUCGCGAGCCGCCGCAGAGACGGCUGCUCAAGGAGGAAAUCGAGCUGGAGGAGUUGAUCCGGAAUCAUGAUGAGGAGGAUCCAAUGAAGGAGUUUCUCAUUGAAGAGAAGAGGGAGGAGGUAUCUAGGGCUUUGGAAAGAGAGGCGAGGCAUGAGAAGUCGCGCAGGCGGGGAUCUAGUCGGGACAGGAGCGGUCAUCAUUCUCGGCAUCACCGGCGACACCGAAAUGAGGAACGAACACGGUCUAGAGAAAGAAGCAGUCGCGACCAUCAGGAACGGCCGAGAAGAGAUAGGUCUUACAGAGACAGGACACCGGAGGGCUCUCGAUCUCCAGAGCCUCGCAGGGACCGGAAUCGGGAGAGACGUGAUCGUCACCGAUAA
Molecule: messenger RNA, 843 nt
Organism: Aspergillus ochraceoroseus IBT 24754
Lineage: Eukaryota; Fungi; Ascomycota; Eurotiomycetes; Eurotiales; Aspergillaceae
Exons: 2
Coding region: 1-843 (280 amino acids)
Biological process (GO): mRNA splicing, via spliceosome
Cellular component (GO): catalytic step 2 spliceosome; precatalytic spliceosome; U2 snRNP
Molecular function (GO): RNA binding
Source: RefSeq, a predicted model, not a curated record